Molecule: messenger RNA, 306 nt
Organism: Penicillium alfredii
Lineage: Eukaryota; Fungi; Ascomycota; Eurotiomycetes; Eurotiales; Aspergillaceae
Product: F1F0 ATP synthase subunit f
Exons: 5
Coding region: 1-306 (101 amino acids)
Biological process (GO): proton motive force-driven ATP synthesis
Source: RefSeq, a predicted model, not a curated record
AUGAGCUACAUUGCCCGCCGAGGUCUUUCGACCUUGAUCCCUCCCAAGAUUGCGUCUCCCAAUGCUAUCGGUGCCGCCCAGGAUGCCGCCCGCAUGGAGCGUGUCGUGAACUUCUACGCCGGCCUUCCCCGUGGUGCUGCGCCCGAGGUCAAGCCCACCGGUCUCAUCGGUCGCUACCAGGCCCGCUACUUCGGCAAGAACGCCUCUGGUGUCCCCAUCGUCCACGCUAUUGGUGCCAUCCUGAUCCUGGGUUACAGCAUGGAGUACUACUUCCACCUCCGUCACCACAAGAACCACCCUCACUAA